AGCGAGCCCAACAUGCUCGUUUAGCCCGGCCCAGUUAUCAAGAAGAGGGGCACCAGAUGCGCCCAAUCCCAAGACAACCAUUUUUCCCAAGGAAAAAAAAAGGAAAGGAAAAAAAAAACAAUCGUCUUCAAGCUUCGGGUUCCCGCUCAGCGCGGCAGCGGAACCAAGCCGAGGGAGCUCGACUCAUCGACGAUCACGGUGUCCAGUACUUUGGAAGAAUCAGCCUAUCCUGCCCGCACCCGCCAUCUAGUUUCUGGAGGAUACUAUUCCGCCGAGGAUAAUUUGCUGACCUUGUUGCUGUUGGAGGAAGUAUCUUAGUGUUGAUAAUGGGCAGGCGCAAAAAGAAAACACCAGCUCUCACACCGAGGAACACAGUAACUCUAUAUCUUGAUGGAACAGAACAUGAAUUUGUUGAGAACUUCAUACAUUGCCAGGGGCACUACAGAUUCUGGCUCCUGUGGAAUUCUGCUUUCAGGGUAACAUAUAGCCGAAUGAUGCUAUAUACAACACCAGUCCACGGGACAUUCUAUUAUGUCCUUAGGUAUGAAGCAGAAUACGUUGUACUAGUGAUUGAUGCUAGAACUGGCUGGCUUGUUGGGUUCUUCAACAACAGAGGCAUUUAUGAGAUGCGGUCUGAUGAUAAUCUUGGGAGUUAUAUGAAUUCGUCACAAUGUCAUAAGCUUCCGUUCAAUGGAAAUCAUAAGGAAAUAUCCCCACAUGGGACAGAAAAUACAUGGCUGAAUCUGCAACUGUUCAAAAAAUGUUUUCGUUAUCUUUCCUCUUAUCAGCCUAGCAACAGAAGAGUCCCAAUUGGGUUCAAGAUUUCAUUGGGCAUGAUGGUCGUAAUGUUUUUGGAAUCAAAAUUCAAAAUGGUGCAUAAAAAGGAUAUGCCAUGCCAUGGAGCAUGGUACGGGGUCACGGUUAGGUGAUGGUUUUGAAUGGGUCAAGAGGCUAAUCGUCAAUUGGAGUUCAAUCAGCCAACAGGUUAUGAGGUCUCUUAGCAAUCAAAGAUACAAUCCCCACGAUUGUGGCAUAAGAGAAUUGCUUACUUUUGAUGAUCUUCUGAAAAGCACAUUUUAUCUUCAUGUCGAUGCUUAUUUGGAGGGAAUUUUCAAACAUACUGCAUUACCACCCCCACCACGAGACCUGAGCUGGUGUCCUGUAUGUAGAUCUUGGCGGUGAUGGGGAGGAGGAUAUUCCACUGCCUCGAGAGCCACAGCCCACGCCACGCAGUGCAGUGCACAGGAGAGGUCAGCAACAGUUGACAAAAAAGAAGGGUCUAUCUGGAGGCAAACUUGGAGGUCCUCCAGUUGCUCCAGAAAUUUUCUUAAGAUGGAGUUUGAGUGAUGACCAGGAGAAAUACUAUGAUGAGCUGGUUUCAUACCUCGAGGAGGAGCUUGGGUUGAAAAUGCAUAAAGCAAGACGUUUUGAUCUUGAUUGUACCAAUCAUCUUGUGAAGCAUCAUCCUAUGCUGCCUGACCGAAAUUUAUCAGCACAAGCUCAGAUAGACAGUGAUACAAUAAAUGAAUCACCACAAGCUCUUCCCACAAACAUUAGUUCUCAGAUUGUCAGCUGUUCAGUAGAUGAAGCACCGCAGGCUCUCCCCACUAGCAGUUCUCCGAUAAGCAACAACACAGAAGGUCUAUCACUCCAGGCUCUCCCAACAAGCAGUGAAUCAGCGGCAGGAGUGACGAUAGAUGAUCUACACUCUUUUUGCUCUCAGGAGUUUAUCACUGACCCAGUGAACAGGUUAUCAGAUAGAAUUGACAGCGAAUAUGUCUUGCUUGUGAAUCCUGCAAUGCCACAUCUGCUAGGAAACUCCUCAGAUGCUACUGAUCUUGAUUGUACCAAUCAACUUGUGGAGAAUCAUCCUAAGCUGCCUGACCAAAAUUUAUCAGCACAAGCUCAGAUAGACGGUGAUACAAUUAAUGAAGCACCACAAGCUCUUCCCACAAGUGUUGGUUCUCAGAUUGGCGGCUGUUCAGUAGAUGAAACACUGCAGGCUCUCCCCGCUAGCAGUUCUCUGAUAAGCAGCAACACAGAAAAUCUAUCACCCCAGGCUCUCCCAACAAGCAGUGAAUCAGCGGCAGGAGUGACGAUAGAUGACCUACGCUCUCUUUGCUCUCAGGAGUUUUUCACUGACCCAGUUGUGGUCCAUGCUUUCAACAGGUUAUCAGAUAGAAUUGACAGCGAAGAUGUGUUGCUUGUGAAUCCUGCAAUGUCACAUCUACUAGGAAACUCAGAUGCUACUGUUGUGUCAACCCAGCUACAGAGUCUAGGACUCCCCUCUCGAAAACUAGUCCUUUUUUCCAGUGAACAGUCAGGAUCCCCAUCUGUUGGGUGAAGGUACACACUGGAGCCUCCUAGUGUUUGACCGCAACCUUGGAGGCAGACCAUGCUUAGCCCACCAUGACAGCAGUCCUGGUGAUGCUAAUUUGAGAGCUGCACGCCGUCUUGCGGCAUCACUGCUUCCUUACCUACCUCCUGAGACGAAAUGCACUAAAGCUCCGACACCUAAGCAAAACAAUGGAACCGAAUGUGCCCUUUACAUGAUUAAAUGUGCUGAGGUGAUCUGUGGUUGGUGGCGAAACCACGCUGCUGGAGGAUCAGAGUCGCAUUGGCUUGGAGUUGUGGCCCGAGGUGUUACCAUGGACAGCGUGGACAACUUGAGGGCACAGCUAAUCCAUGAUAUUGGACAGCUCCUCAACGGCUCAUCAUCAUCAUAGAGUCAUACUCUUACUUGUGUAUGCUUGUGCUAUUGUUGUGAUUACACUUUGCCGCCUUCCAACCGGAAGGUUCUCAUAUUCACCCUUUGCCGCCUUUGAACCGCCGACCAAGUGUUCCUUUCUCACAAUUCAAUGAUCCGAAAGGUGAUCACUCAUGAAAAAAUUGGUUCAAGUCUGGUCAGGCCACUGCAACUUAAUGGGAAAAUGCCGCAAAACUGCAAGUUUUCAGGUAGGUGCUUGUAACUCAAUCUCAGAGUUGUCAUGAGGCCACUGUAACCUUUUGUAAUCAGGUCAACGUCGUUGUUUUCUAUAUCGAAAGUUCUUGUUUCCAGUAUUCUGGUCCAAUACUUACCACCUAAGCAAGAAUUCAGCAUUGCACCAAUUGUCUUCGCGGCAAGCGGUAUUCCAUUAAGCUUCUCUGAUAUCUUCAUACCAAUUGAGAGCAACCUUCCAUGCUCAUCGAUGCCUGUAACAUCUGCAAAUGCAUGCUGGUUGAAUAGUAAUAAGUAGUCAUCUUUUUAUAAGCCCUCCAAAAUGAUUCUUAUGUGCUGCCCAACAACUUUUCCAAUCAUAUCAGCAACUGAACCCAACCGGGUAGUUAUCAGCAUCUUGCUCCCAUGGCCUGCACAUCUUAGCGGAGCAAUGGCUUUACUCCAACUUUCCUGAUCAGCUUCAUUCCAAACAUCAUCCAGCACCAACAGAAAUCUCUUUAUACAUCAAUGUCCAUCAGUCUCUUGUGAGCUUUAUCAAGGGUGUUGACGUCAUAAUUCACACCUGUCACUGACUUUACCAUCUUUUUUGGCAAUGCUUAUCGUCUCAAGUCUACUAGAGGCAUGGAUCCAUAUCUUGAAUUCUUGAUGAAACUUCCCUUCCAGUUCUUUCUUAUUGAAUACAUGUUGUGCAAGUGCAUCCUUCAGGAUCCACCUGAGGAUAUCCUCCAACUCCUUCACUGGCAAAAAAAAAAGCUCUUGCAGGCUCUGCAUUACAGGAUCAGCUUUCACCACUCUCCCAAAAAAAAACUGAACACUUUCCUCAUGGCACUGGAAACCUUCUCUCAAUUAGUCACCUCAUCAGGGAUUACAUCGGUACUCGAUCUCAUCAAACACGCUGUCUUGUCAGCAGCUUCGACAGCAUAACGAAGCUGUCAAAGCCAAGAUUGCAGGCCAGGGAUGAGCUCAACCUUGCCAUCCUCAGCAGCAGACAACCAGGCUCUCAAUCUGUGAACUGGACUCAUCCAGUUUCUCGAGCUUACUUUUCAUGUCUUUGGACCAGGAUAUCUGGUCCUUGCCAUAAUCGGAUGUGGCGUCGAUGAUCAGGUGCGAAGAUGGUUUCCUAGAAAGCAAUAAUGGUGACUGGCCUUUGAUUAAUGCCAAUGGCUCUUCUAAACAUA
Messenger RNA from Oryza sativa Japonica Group (Japanese rice), 4116 nucleotides. RefSeq lists its product as uncharacterized. The record is from RefSeq and is a predicted model, not a curated record. NCBI's taxonomy places the organism in Eukaryota, Viridiplantae, Streptophyta, Magnoliopsida, Poales, Poaceae.